GACCUAGAUUGCCAUAUGAGUUCUGAAAAGCGUUUGGCUCCUGAGGAUAACUGCUCUAAAAAUAGAUUUGGAGGAGAGGUUUCUCAUGGGUCCAGUUUCGGGUUCCAGCUGAACUGGCUUUAGGAAACUUGUUUGCUCCUGUUGCAGGACUACAGUGAGGAUAAAUCAUUUCUUAUUCUGCCUUCAACAUUAAUUUUUGGAGAUACCGACACACUCACUCUGUCUGGGGAAAUCAAGCGCUGAUGUUAUGGCUGAUGACACAGAGACUAAGCAUGGAGGAAGCAAGAAUGGAAAGAAAGAAGGACUCUCUGGAAGCUCGUUUUUCACCUGGUUUAUGGUAAUUGCUUUGCUGGGAGUUUGGACAUCAGUAGCAGUUGUCUGGUUUGAACUUGUAGAUUAUGAAGAAGUUCUAGCCAAAGCAAAGGAUUUCCGUUAUAACUUGUCAGAGGUCCUACAAGGCAAGCUUGGGAUAUAUGAUGCUGAUGGAGAUGGAGAUUUUGAUGUGGAAGAUGCUAAAGUAUUGCUAGGCCUUAAAGAAAGAUCUGUCCCAGCACAGCCAGCAUCACCAGAAUCUGAGACCAUCCAGCCUGCUGAGAAGUCCUAUGUCGAAUCAGAGCACAAGAAUGCUGAUGUAGAAUUGGAAGAGGAAAUUCAGUCUGUUCUUCAUGAAGCUUUCCAUUCCCAGCCUGGAGAGAGACAUGAAGAUGUAGAUGGAAGUAUAAAUGACCAGUGGCAAGUGAAGGAAGACAUACAUGGAGAAACUUUUGAAGCUCCUAUAACAGAUGAUUCACUCAAAGAAUUAGAGAUCGAAAUGCCAGAAGCAUAUGAGACACCAGACUCAGUUCAGAAAGAUGCUGAUCUUUUGGCAGAUGAUCUUGGAGCAAUGGAGCCUGAACCAUAUGAAGCUGCAGUUUCAUAUGAGUAUGAUAUGGAUGUGGAAAAGACAAUGAGUGAUCCAGAAGCUCCAGCAGAGGAUAUGGUGCAUGGCAAUUACAAUGAAGAUCAUGAACUAAAACAUGAAAAACAGACUGAGACUCGAGAUACAGGUGUUGAGGACCUUCCAGAGGAGGUGAAUGAAGCUACAGAGCCAGAUGAAAUUAUUGAAGAUUUUGAUAUUGAUAAAGAGCUGUCAGUAGAAAGUAAGCAUAAAGAAGAUGAUGUGGCCACUGAACCAGAGGAAUCAGAAAUGCCUGUUCAAGCCGAGGAUUACUCAAAUGAUGAUCUAGUGGGGAAAAGUGAAAGAGAAAUUGAACAAGACAAAACAGAAAAAGCUAAAAAGAAGAAGAAGCCAAAGCUCUUAAACAAGUUUGAUAAGACCAUUAAAGCUGAACUAGAUGCUGCAGAAAAACUACGUAAAAAAGGGAAAGUUGAAGAAGCUCUAAGGGCCUUUGAAGCAUUAGUGAAUCAAUAUCCACAGAGUCCUCGAGCAAGAUACGGGAAAGCACAGUCUGAAGAUGACUUAGCUGAGAAAAUGAGAAGUAAUGAGAUGCUGCAAAAAGCUAUCAACACCUAUGAUGAGGUGGUUAGUCUGCCAAAUGUCCCUUCAGAUCUGAUAAAACUGAGCUUGAAACGAGAAGCAGACAGACAGCAGUUUCUUGGUCGCAUGAGAGGUUCCCUGGUUACUCUACAGAAAUUAGUUCAGCUGUUUCCCAGUGAUACUUCAUUCAAGAAUGACCUUGGUGUUGGUUACCUCUUGAUAGGAGAUAACAGCAAUGCCAAGAAAGUAUACGAAGAGGUUCUAAGCCUGGCUCCAAAUGAUGGCUUUGCCAAAGUACAUUAUGGCUUCAUCCUGAAGGCAGAAAACAAGAUAGCAGAGAGCAUACCCUACCUAAAGGAAGGACUUGAGUCUGGUGACCCUGGCACAAAUGAUGGACGCUUUUAUUUUCAUCUGGGUGAUGCCUUGCAGAGAAUGGGAGACAAAGACGCAUACAAAUGGUAUGAACUUGGAUACCAAAGAGGUCACUUUGCAUCGGUUUGGCAGCGUUCCCUCUACAAUGUCAAGGGACUGAAAGCUCAGCCGUGGUGGACAGCAAGGGAGACUGGUUAUACAGAACUGGUGAAGUCCUUAGAAAAAAACUGGAAGCUCAUUCGGGAUGAGGGGCUUGCUGUGAUGGAUAAAAAAAGAAGCCUGUUCCUGCCUGAAGAUGAGAAUCUACGAGAAAAAGGAGACUGGAGCCAGUUUACUUUAUGGCAACAAGGAAGAAAGAAUGAGAACGCUUGUAAAAGUGUUCCGAAAACAUGUGCUUUAUUGGAAAGAUUCCCGGAAGCUACUGGCUGCAGAAGAGGGCAGAUCAAAUAUUCUAUCAUGCACCCGGGGACUCAUGUCUGGCCCCACACAGGGCCUACCAACUGUCGGCUAAGGAUGCACUUGGGCUUGGUGAUACCCAAGGAAGGCUGCAGAAUUCGGUGUGCCCAAGACAACAGAACCUGGGAAGAAGGGAAAGUUCUUAUUUUUGAUGACUCUUUCGAACAUGAAGUAUGGCAGGAUGCUGACAAUUAUCGCCUGAUAUUUAUUGUGGAUGUGUGGCACCCUGAGUUAACAGCACAACAGAGACGCACCCUUCCUGCUAUUUAAGGGGUUCCUUCUGAUGUGUGAAGCAGAGGAGCUUUAACCCCUUUGGAGUGUGCAAAUAGGAUUAAUUUAUCCAGCAUACAAAGAAUACAACUAUUGUAAGGGUUAUAAGAGUUAAGGAUGAUAUUUUGCAAUCACAGAGGACUUGAUUUAAAAAAAAGGAGAGAAAGAAGAAAAAAAAAAGCCAUGGUUUUUUUUGUACUGGUACAGCACUGAUAUGUACUGUUUUCCUGGCUGCAAGUUUGAAAAUAUAAAUCCUGUCAGCCAGAGAGCAAUGGAUCUGGAUUUUCAAAUGGAGGAAUGUGCAGAUGUUUUUGCCCUGCCUGUAUGAUGUGUACAAAACCUACCCGAUGUGUCAGUCACCUACCCGACCAUGUUCAGGCACAAGGUUUGCGAUUCUACAUCUGGGAAAUACUUCCCAGGGAAGCAACAUGCAAGAUUUUUACAAAGAUAUGCACCAACCAACUUUGAAAAUCAGUAUGCAGUUGUAAUGUUAGCUGCUUUAGGCAUAGAACAUGUCCCUAUGUUAUCAACUGCAGAUAAUGUGAAUGGGUUAUAUGUGUUUUGUAUUUUUUUCUACCUAAGUAACUGUAUUUUUCUAGCAUAAUUAUGAACAAAUCUUUAACGAACCACUUUUUUUAAAACACACACACUAUAUAUAUAUAUAAUAUAUAUAAAGUGUAUCUCUAGCUAUCAGCAGAAGGAAAUCACUAUAUACAAACAAAUUUCAUUUUUGCCAGGUGUGGCCUUCUCUUGCUUUCCUGGAAAUGCAAACAGAAACUUGCAUAAUCAGCAGCUUAGUGAAGCUUUGUUCUUCUAAAACAAAACAGUUCUCCCAGUUAGCAGGCAACCUUCAGUUUGAUAAUGUGAUUUUGGAAGAUGUUGAGCAAAUGUGACAUCUGUAGGCUCAGAUCUUAAAGUUCUUGACAGUUCUUAGGAUUACGUGGUGAACUGCUGUUUCUCCUAUCAUUACAAAAGCUUGUGUUGUGGUAUCUGUUUUCUACCUAGCAAAGGUCUGGGGCACCUUCUUCCAGGGACGACUCCUAGGCUGCUGUUAGGUGGUCAUUCAGCAGAAAAAAAUGUACAAAGAAUUUCCAGUGCUUCGGGCAGAAGGACAAGAUCUGACUUGGUUUCCUGCCAGAAUGCAGAGCAAAGAGCUUCAGGUUAUUAACUUGCAUUAACUUCUGCUGCCAGUGUCCUGCAGUGCUAGAAUGAUCCUUUAAUUGACCUAAUGGUGUUUUCCUAGUCUUGAAAUGUAUGACAUAAUGCUGAAGUAGUUUUAUCCCAGUACUGUUUACAGUAUGCUCUGUAUCUGCCAUACAGAAUUUAUUAUAUGGUCAAAAGGCCUAUUUUGAAGAAAGAGAACUGACUGGAUGUUUAAACAAUUGGCUGGUCUUUGGGGUGUGUACUAUAAUGGGAGAUGGAGGGUGCAGGACCCUUCACUGUUAACUUCUAAGAACGCUAGAAGAGAGACCUGAGGUUGCACUGUUGAUGUUUAUGGCUGGCUGUUACCUACUCACCCCAUAACCAGCUGGGUGUGGAUAGGUGUGCUAAGGAUGCUCAGGGCUUGUCAAGUGGCAUCAUUACUGAAGGCUGAGAGAGACAAACACUAAACAAGGAGACACUGAGAUUACUUAGCCUCCACAAUUUUGGCUUUGUAGUCCAAGAUACACUGAACAGUCAUCUGAUUUGUUUAAUGCUCGGUGGUUUUGUACUGCAGACUACGUCACAGUACCUAAGUAUCAUGACCAAAAUGCCACAUUUACUGAAGCAAAAUACAGAGCUUUGCAUUCCCAUAAACUGAAUGGUUUUCAGAUUAUUUUUUUUUUUAUUUUACUAGGUAAUUAAAUCUUGCAAUGCUAUGUAACACAUGGUGAUUGCACCAUGAAUCGGUGUAAGCAGUUUCUGGAGGUGCGCACCUUAAUUCCAUUUUUGACUAUUAAACUGAUUAACUCUCUCUGAUCAAGAGUCAGUUUUAGACAACUAUGAUAAUUAGGCUUUAAUGUGUUGUCCAUAUCAAAAAUAACACUGAAAAUAUACAAAAUAUAGAAGAAAGUAACAGUUCUCAGUUAAUCAUUGUGAAAACUGAAAAGAGAUACAAGCUUCAUGCUUAAGAAAAUAUAAAAAUACUUCUGGAGAGCUUUAGAAGACUUGUGCAAAACUGGAAAUAAGUUACUUGUUAUUGUGGGAGGUAAACCAGUAGAACUUCUUUAAAAUCUCAUGGUAGUUGUUUAGUCAGAGGCUGUAUUUUAUAUCUUUGUAAAGUGAUCAAGCAGCACAAAUUAUAAUCUAUUUUGUAAUUCUCCAAAAUAAAGACAUAGUUUGUAAAGGA
This is a messenger RNA of Falco peregrinus (peregrine falcon), 4904 nucleotides long. RefSeq names its product aspartate beta-hydroxylase (gene ASPH). Gene Ontology annotation, molecular function: protein binding; peptidyl-aspartic acid 3-dioxygenase activity. Gene Ontology annotation, biological process: peptidyl-aspartic acid hydroxylation. Bases 248 to 2575 code for a protein of 775 amino acids. The transcript is spliced from 27 exons. The record is from RefSeq and is a predicted model, not a curated record. Gene Ontology annotation, cellular component: membrane; endoplasmic reticulum. NCBI's taxonomy places the organism in Eukaryota, Metazoa, Chordata, Aves, Falconiformes, Falconidae.